AUGUACUCCGCCGGCGUGGAGAUCCUCGGCAUGAUCCUGGCGGUGGCCGGGUGGCUGGGGGUGAUGGUGGCCUGCGGCCUGCCCAUGUGGCGCGUGGCCGCCUUCAUCGGUCAGAACAUCGUCAUCUCCCAGGUGAUCUGGGAGGGCUUGUGGAUGAACUGCUCGGUGCAGAGCACGGGUCAGAUGCACUGCAGGGUGCACGACUCCAUGCUGGGGCUCCCCGAGGACCUGCAGGCGGCCCGGGCCCUGGUCAUCGUCUCCAUGGUGCUGUGCAUCGUGGGCAUCGGCCUGGCGGUGGCCGGGGCCAAGUGCACCAACUGCAGCCGGGACGUGAGCAGCAAGCCGAAGCUGGUGGUGGCUGCCGGGGGAACCUUCGUGGUGGCCGGGCUGCUGCUGCUGGUGGCCGUGUCCUGGACGGCCCACGCCAUCGUGCUGGGCUUCUACGACCCGCUGCUGGAGGAGACGGGCAAGAGGGAGUUCGGCAACGCUCUGUACUUUGGCUGGGCUGCGUCCUGCCUGCUGAUCAUUGGGGGGGUCCUGUUGUGUUGCUCCUGCCCCCCCAGGCCGGCCGCGGCGCCGAGGGGGGGGGGCCCUGUGCCGCCGCGUGAGGACUACUCGGCUGUCAAACCGCUGUCAGUGAACGGAUACACCAGAAGAGACUAUGUGUAA
Molecule: messenger RNA, 669 nt
Organism: Pleuronectes platessa (European plaice)
Lineage: Eukaryota; Metazoa; Chordata; Actinopteri; Pleuronectiformes; Pleuronectidae
Product: claudin-4-like
Exons: 1
Coding region: 1-669 (222 amino acids)
Biological process (GO): cell adhesion; bicellular tight junction assembly
Cellular component (GO): plasma membrane; bicellular tight junction
Molecular function (GO): structural molecule activity
Source: RefSeq, a predicted model, not a curated record